Molecule: messenger RNA, 393 nt
Organism: Pyricularia pennisetigena
Lineage: Eukaryota; Fungi; Ascomycota; Sordariomycetes; Magnaporthales; Pyriculariaceae
Exons: 1
Coding region: 1-393 (130 amino acids)
Cellular component (GO): proteasome core complex
Molecular function (GO): threonine-type endopeptidase activity
Source: RefSeq, a predicted model, not a curated record
AUGGGCCUUUCAAUCGGCUCCAUGUGCGCUGGUGAUACCAAAGAAGAGGGGCCUGCGCUUUACUAUAUGGAUUCGGAUGGGACACGCCUGGCGGGAAACCUAUUUUGCGUCGGCUCUGGGCAGACGUUUGCCUACGGCGUGCUGGAUGCCGAAUACCGUUAUGAUUUGACCGAGGAGGAAGCGUUGGAGCUCGGCCGCCGCAGCAUUCUGGGUGCAACCCACGGAGACGCUUACUCCGGUGGCUAUAUCAACCUCUACCACGUAAAGGAGGAAGGCUGGGUGAAGCAUGGCUUUACUGACACCAAUGGGAUCUUUUGGGAGACUAAACUAGUGAAGGGCGAGUUCACAAACGUCACCAGUAAUUUUGACGAUGAAGGUGGCAGUUGUGUGUGA